UGCACACAGACGCUCCCUUUACUUCUCGCUGGCUUAGUCCUGUGCGGGGAUGAAGAGGACGGAUUGAGACAUAUCUCUCUGCAUCUUAAGCUACCUUUCCUUAUGCUGGGCUAAUGUGAGGAGUCUGUCUGCGUUCUCUCUCUCUCUCCCAUCUCGGAGGAUUCUGCUAUAGAGGUCAGAUGUCUGGUGAAAACGUCCUGUCUUCUCCAAUAAUCUGAAACUGGCAUGAUGUCACAGCUCUUGCACAUGGAGAUCCCAAACUUUGGCAGCACAGUUCUGGACAGCCUAAAUGAACAGCGGUUGCUGGGCCAGCACUGCGAUGUGGCCAUCAUGGUCAAUGGACAGGCCUUCAAGGCCCACCGUGCCGUGCUGGCGGCCAGCAGCCUGUACUUCCGUGAUUUGUUCAGCGGUAGCACCCAGACUCUCUUUGAGCUGCCCUCGUCUGUGGCCCCAUCCUGUUUCCGGCAGAUCUUGUCAUUCUGCUACACGGGCAGGAUGACAGUGAGUGCCAGUGAUCAGCUGAUGGUCAUGUACACUGCAGGCUACCUUCAGAUCCAGAACAUUGUGGAACGAGGAAUGGACCUCAUGUUCAAGACCAGCGCUCCAUACUGCGACUCCCAGACAUCUGCCACAGACGAUCCCCCCAGCCCAAACAACAACAACAACAACUCCUCCCUGUUGCUAGGUGACCACACAACUGUCUGCAAGAUCAAGGAGGAGAAUCUGGAGACCUCGGUGUGUGCUCCGAGCGUAGAGCAAAAGCAUGCUGAGGAGGAUAGGGGCACAAGGGGCAGAUCUUCAAGGAUGAGCACUCUUUUCUACACCGGUGGAGGUGGCAAUGGGGUAAUACCUGUGAUGCAUCCCUAUGAGCACUCCACCAGGGAUCACUCCAGCCCUGGAGCCUCAAGCCUCCCAACCACAGACAGCCCAACGUCACAUCAAAAUGAGGAGGAGGAUUUUGAGGAUGACUCAUAUGAGAGCCUAACAAAUGGAAAGAUCUAUGGGGGCACGGCCAGUCUCUUUGGCAUACAAGAGAAGAUGGAGGUGUCCUCCCUGCCUCUGUCCUUGGAGAACCGCUUCUGUGUGCUGCUGGGAGGAGACAGAGAGGCUCUGCCCGCUGGUCUCAUUAGCCAGAUCGGCUACCGUUGCCACCCUGCUCUCUACACAGAGGGAGACCCUGGAGAGAGGCUGGAGCUUAUUGGAGGAUCUGGUGUCUUCAUGACGCGUGGUCAGCUGAUGAACUGUCACCUCUGCGCUGGGGUCAAGCACAAAGUCCUGCUGAGACGCCUCCUAGCUGCUUUUUUUGACAGGAACACACUUGCAGACAGCUGUGGUACUGGAAUUCGUUCUUCUAACUGUGAUCCAAACCGCAAACCACUGGACAGCCGCAUCCUCAACACGGUCAAACUCUACUGUCAGAACUUUGCCCCUAACUUCAAAGAGAGUGAAAUGAAUGUGAUUGCUGCAGACAUGUGCACAAACGCCCGGAGAGUUCGUAAACGCUGGCUCCCCAAAAUCAAGUCCAUGCUCCCAGAAGCCAUUGAGGUAUACAGGGGGACUGCAGUCCUAGGCCAGAUGGAGGGAGCCACCCAGCAAAGUGGUGGUUUUCCAUUUGAGUCAGAGUUCAAACACCUGACAGCAUCAAAUCUGACUCUGGAGCAGCAUCUCUAUGGAGACUGCAGAGAGACACUGAGGAAUGGCUCUCACUUCACAGGAGUCAGUAUAGAAGAGAGAUCCAAAGGUGAAGCAGCCAAGCCUGAGACAGGGCAAGCCAGAGAGUCAGACACCCCUCAGGACAUUGAGAGGCUUCCGGAGAGUCCUGAGAGAGCGGCCAGUGUGCUCGCCCUAAACCCAGCCAGCAAGAAAGGAGAAAAAGAGCGGGCAGCCAGCAGCCCUAGAACACAAAGAGGAACAGAACAGACAGAGACCACAUAAAGAGGAUCAGUGACUUCUUCCACUUCACAAUAUUAUAAACUGUCUGCAGCUUCUCACAUUAAAAAGGAUCUCUAAUGGCAAAUCUCCCAUGUUGCUGAACACACAGUGGCCCCAAGACGUAUUGAGACACUUAGGCCAGGCUUACAAAUGUAUGAAUGUCUUAGCAUUACAGAAUGUAACAAAAUAUCAAACCAAUUUAUUUUUAAAGAAAUAUAGCACAAAAAAAGCACUUUUCAAGCUAAAUGUUUUACAAAAAGAAGUUGAAGUCUCUAACUAGAAAAAAAGAUAGAACAUUAAAAAUGAAAACCAUGAGUAUUGGGACACAUUGUCAGUAGUAGUGGAACAUGUUCAAAGUUAAUAUGAUGAACAACACGGUUACUCUGUGAACUUGAAGGGGCUGAGGUCAUAUAGUUACUAAAAUCAAUUUAAGAUCAGUUGGUUAAAAGUAAAUGCAAAACUGUCUAAGUUAGUUCUGAGAAACAGUCUAGCUUAGCUUUUUUAGUUUAUUUUUUGCAAG
Messenger RNA from Xyrauchen texanus (razorback sucker), 2452 nucleotides. RefSeq names its product nucleus accumbens-associated protein 2-like. Gene Ontology annotation, molecular function: protein binding; DNA-binding transcription factor activity, RNA polymerase II-specific; RNA polymerase II cis-regulatory region sequence-specific DNA binding. NCBI's taxonomy places the organism in Eukaryota, Metazoa, Chordata, Actinopteri, Cypriniformes, Catostomidae. The transcript is spliced from 6 exons. The record is from RefSeq and is a predicted model, not a curated record. Gene Ontology annotation, biological process: regulation of transcription by RNA polymerase II. The coding region runs from base 226 to 1935 and encodes 569 amino acids.